GGUCACAGCUUCCCCAGCCGAAACCCAGCGGCAACUAGAACUUUGUGGUGUAUAAAACAAUGUCCUGCUGCGUGAUUUACCAUGGAAAAAUUGCUCUGCAGCAUCCUGGUGUUUGGAAUGGCAGUUGUGGUUAAUGCUUGUCCCAAAUACUGUGUCUGUCAGAACCUGUCGGAAUCACUUGGCACUCUGUGUCCCUCCAAGGGCCUCCUUUUUGUACCACUAGACAUAGAUCGAAGGACUGUUGAACUCCGACUCGGCGGCAAUUUCAUUAUUAACAUCAGCCGACAGGACUUUGCCAACAUGUCUGGCCUUGUUGACCUCACGUUGUCCAGGAACACCAUCAGUUACAUUCAGCCCUAUGCUUUUGCUGAUCUAGAAAGCCUUCGGUCUUUGCACUUGGAUAGCAAUAGGCUACCGAGCAUUGGAGAGGAUAUUUUGAGAGGCUUAAUUAACCUUCAGCACUUGAUAAUAAAUAACAACCAGCUGGGCAGCAUCUCUGACGAAGCCUUUGAGGAUUUUCUGCUGACAUUGGAAGACUUGGAUCUUUCCUACAAUAACCUGAAAGGCAUCCCCUGGGAAUCUAUAAGGAAGAUGAUAAACCUACACCAGAUUAGCUUGGAUCACAACCUGAUAGAUUACAUUACAGAGGGAACGUUUGCAGAUCUUCAGAAAUUGGCCAGAUUGGAUCUAACCUCUAACAGACUUCAAAAGCUCCCCCCAGAUCCCAUCUUUGCCAGAUCCCAAUUAUCUCCAUUAACAACAACUCCAUUUUCUGCGCCACUGUCACUUAGCUUUGGGGGCAACCCACUGCAUUGUAACUGUGAGCUGCUAUGGUUAAGGCGGCUUGACAGAGAUGAUGAUAUGGAAACGUGUGCGUCCCCUCCAAAUCUAAAGGGAAGAUACUUUUGGUAUGUACGGGAAGAGGAAUUUGUUUGUGAGCCACCUCUCAUUACCCAGCAUACUCAUAAGUUGUUGGUUUUAGAAGGGCAAACUGCCACACUGAAGUGUAAAGCCAUUGGGGACCCAUCCCCAGUCAUUCAUUGGGUGGCUCCAGAUGACCGACUCAUUGGGAAUUCUUCAAGGACAGCAGUCUACGAUAAUGGUACCUUAGAUAUCGUUAUCACUACAUCCAAGGAUUAUGGAACUUUCACCUGCAUAGCAGCCAAUGCUGCUGGAGAAUCAACUGCCACCAUAGAGCUCUCUAUUGUUCAGCUCCCACACCUCAGCAAUGGUACAGGCCGUGCGGCUCCACCCAAAUCCAGGCUUUCUGACAUCACCAGCUCCAGCAAGUCCAAUCGAGCAGAGACGAAAGGUCCACCCGAAAGGACUGUCUUGGUGUCAGAGGUGACGACUACCUCGGCUUUGGUCAAGUGGAUGGUGAGCAAGUCGGCCCCCAGGGUUAAAAUGUAUCAGCUGCAGUACAACUGCUCGGAUGAUGAAGUUCUAAUUUACAGGAUGAUCCCGGCUACAAACAAAGCCUUCGUGGUGAACAACCUUGUAUCUGGAACUGGCUAUGACCUCUGCGUCUUGGCCAUGUGGGAUGACACUGCCACGACACUCACAGCCACCAACGUUGUGGGGUGUGCCCAGUUCUUCACUAAAGAGGACUAUCCUCAGUGCCAAUCCAUGCACAGCCAGUUCCUGGGUGGGACGAUGAUCUUAGUCAUAGGAGGCAUCAUUGUGGCGACUCUACUGGUGUUCAUCGUCAUACUCAUGGUGCGGUAUAAAGUUUGUAACAAUUCCCAGGGGAAGAUGGCCAAUGUCAGCAAUGUCUACUCACAGACUAAUGGAGCUCAACCUGUUCAAAAUGGGGUCCUGCCUCAAGUGAACCCCAAAGUGGUGGUUAGGAAUGAACUCAUGGAGUUUAACUGUGAGUCUGUGCAGAGUAGCAUCUCCUCCUCUUCUAGUUCAGCAAAUAGCCACGACUGUGAUGACUAUAGCCUCCAGAGUGAACAAGGCACAUUGUCCAGUAAGUGGAGACCUCCUUCUAGGUCAAAACAUAACAUUGAUCGAUUAAUGGGAGCUUUUGCCUCCCUGGAACUGAAGUGUCAGAAAAAGGAGGACACGGUAGACUCCAGAACUUCCACAGUGGCCCACCAUUCGGACAAAGAACCACUUUUGGGCCAACAGGAGUCAAAAUUCCGUAGCCUCCUCAUGUUACCACUGGAGGGAAAAACUAAACGGAGUCAUUCUUUUGACAUGGGGGACUUUGCCACAUCUCAAUGUUGUACCUACCCAAAAAAGAUAACAAACAUUUGGACAAAGCGCAGCCUCUCGGUGAAUGGCAUGCUCUUGCAGUACGAUGACAAUGACUUAGCAGGGGCAAAAGGAACUUAUGGGAGCUCAGAAUGGGUAAUGGAAAGCACAGUGUAAAUAAGAGCUUUUCCCUCUUACUUCUCCCCAGUUACAUCAAAUGUAAUAAAAUUUGGUUUUGUUGAAAAGCCAUGAAAAGUGGGGGAGGGAAAACAUGCUCAUCUGUGUUGGAGAGACGAUAUAAGGAAGGGAGAGGUAAACCAACAAACGAGGAAAAGGGUAAUGAAAUGCUAAUAAGCACUCAUGACCCAGUCCCAACAAAACUGAGUGUGAACGUUUCAAAGAAUCUACCAGUUGUAUUUAGCAUUGCUUUCCAAAAGUCUCCUGCCCUCCGGUGACCUAACAAACAAGAUGAAAUGAGGAUUAAAGUGGGUUUAGCAGCACAUAUUCAAUUCAAAGAGUUGGGGGGGGGUUCCCCUUCCUUUUUUUUUGGUAACUUGUGAAGUAUGCUCCAAUGGAUAGAACAUCACUGGCCCUGAAAUAGCAAGUGUCUACACAGAACUACAGUAAUUGCCUUUGUGGUAACAGAGCGGGUUUUCAGCUUCAU
Molecule: messenger RNA, 2860 nt
Organism: Pelodiscus sinensis (Chinese soft-shelled turtle)
Lineage: Eukaryota; Metazoa; Chordata; Testudines; Trionychidae
Source: RefSeq, a predicted model, not a curated record